Cadophora gregata is the source of this 407-nucleotide messenger RNA. RefSeq lists its product as uncharacterized. Lineage: Eukaryota; Fungi; Ascomycota; Leotiomycetes; Helotiales; Ploettnerulaceae. The record is from RefSeq and is a predicted model, not a curated record. The coding region runs from base 132 to 407 and encodes 91 amino acids. The transcript has 2 exons.
CCCAAGUAUAAACAAAACACAAACACACGCGUCCGUCCUCCACCUUGAGAACAGCAAGCUUCCAAGCAUUUUGCAAAUCCCAAACUUGCACCUAACCACAAUUACUUUCCAUCACAUAGAGCUUAUCCACCAUGGGAAAGCCAGCACGACCAGUACGCGACUUCUCCGGCGCCGCCGACCAGUACAUUGCCCUUGAGCGAGCUAAGGCUGCUACUACUAAGACCAAGAAAGCUGAGGACCUGGCUAAGGCCAAGGCCGCCGCUGAGGCCAUGGCUGCCGCUGAGGCCGAGGCUGCAAAGGCUGCUCUAGAGUUAGCGGAGGAGACGGCAUGUAUUGCAAAGAGCGCGAGUAAAGGAGCAACAUUGAGAGAGCCGUUGGGUCAAGUUAAGCAUAAGGCUCCUGAUUAA